Messenger RNA from Daldinia loculata, 651 nucleotides. RefSeq lists its product as uncharacterized. NCBI's taxonomy places the organism in Eukaryota, Fungi, Ascomycota, Sordariomycetes, Xylariales, Hypoxylaceae. The record is from RefSeq and is a predicted model, not a curated record. Bases 57 to 425 code for a protein of 122 amino acids. The transcript is spliced from 2 exons.
GAUCGUCACCGACUAUUGCCGUUACCGUUCCUUGAAUCCUUCAAAUCUCCAAAUCUAUGCGGGGGUCAGUAACGACUUUUUUUCCCCUCGAACGGGUCCUUGCAACUUCUUGGGUGUACCCCAGGCUUUUCCACAUUUCCCACCGUUCCCACCUCGCCUCGAGUCCCAAGAACCAAGGAUUGCCAAGGCAAGGGGGCCCUAUCUACCACAGUAAAGACCCCCGCUGUAACCCUGUAACCGCACACCGUGGUUUUACGUGGGGCUCCAGAGUGGAGGAUGAUAGAGUGGAUGAUAGAGUGGAUGAUAGAGUGGAUGAUAGAGUGGAUGAUUUAGUGGAGGUUUAUUUCCACUACACGCGCAAUAUCCAACAAUAUCCAACGAUAUCUAGCAAUCCUCUUCCUUCAGGGUCCACUAUCGCCAUCUAAUAGCCCUAUUACCCGGCCAGAGUUCGGUGAGAUAUUCCAAGGUCUUACCUCGUUGGAAAGAUGCAGCGCGGAUGGAUAUAGCCUGCAUGAAUUCUCAGAGAUUCUGGUUGGAAGAGAUUCGCAAUCAGAUACCUACCCUCCUUCCCCAAGCGCACCAACAAUCGCCUACUUAUACUCAAACAGGAAGAUGAUGUUCAAAAGCUGCUCAACUAGUAGAGACGCGGCG